This is a messenger RNA of Phyllostomus hastatus (greater spear-nosed bat), 1646 nucleotides long. RefSeq names its product receptor associated protein of the synapse (gene RAPSN). Gene Ontology annotation, cellular component: synapse. The transcript is spliced from 8 exons. Lineage: Eukaryota; Metazoa; Chordata; Mammalia; Chiroptera; Phyllostomidae. The record is from RefSeq and is a predicted model, not a curated record. Gene Ontology annotation, molecular function: protein-membrane adaptor activity; acetylcholine receptor binding. The coding region runs from base 203 to 1441 and encodes 412 amino acids. Gene Ontology annotation, biological process: chemical synaptic transmission.
AGGGACAGCUGCAGACAGGGGCCGGACCAGCUUUGUUCCCAGGGUGGCACCGUUCUCCACCAGGCCCUACUCGACUCCCGCCUGGUGCUGCUUUCCUUCCCGGAGCGCAGUGGGCAGCGGGCACUGUGGGUCCCCCGCCAUGAGAGUCUAGAGGCGGCGAGCCACCAGGGUCUGUCCGCGUGGGGCGUGGGGCUCCGGGAGGAUGGGCCAGGACCAGACGAAGCAGCAGAUCGAGAAGGGGCUCCAGCUGUACCAGUCUAACCAGACGGAGAAGGCGCUGCAGGUGUGGACGAAGGUGCUGGAGAAGAGCUCCGACCUCGUGGGGCGCUUCCGCGUGCUGGGCUGCCUGGUCACGGCCCACUCGGAGAUGGGCCGCUACAAGGAGAUGCUGAAGUUUGCCGUGGUGCAGAUCGACACUGCUCGGGAGCUGGAGGACGCCAACUUCCUCCUGGAGAGCUACCUGAACCUGGCGCGCAGCAACGAGAAGCUGUGUGAGUUUCACAAGACCAUCUCCUACUGCAAGACCUGCCUCGGCCUGCCUGGCACCAGGGCGGGCGCCCAGCUCGGGGGCCAGGUCAGCCUGAGCAUGGGCAACGCCUUCCUGGGCCUCAGCCUCUUCCAGAAGGCCCUGGAGAGCUUCGAGAAGGCCCUGCGCUAUGCCCACAACAACGACGACACCAUGCUUGAGUGCCGCGUCUGCUGCAGCCUGGGCAGCUUCUAUGCCCAGGUCAAGGACUACGAGAAAGCCCUGUUCUUCCCCAGCAAAGCCGCAGAGCUCGUCAACGACUAUGGCAAAGGCUGGAGCCUCAAGUACCGGGCCAUGAGCCAGUACCACAUGGCUGUGGCAUAUCGCCUACUGGGCCACCUGGGCAGUGCCAUGGACUGUUGUGAGGAGUCCAUGAAGAUCGCACUGCAGCACGGCGACCGGCCACUCCAGGCGCUCUGCCUGCUCUGCUUCGCCGACAUCCACCGGAGCCGUGGGGACCUGGAGACAGCCUUCCCCAGGUACGACUCCGCCAUGAGCAUCAUGACCGAGAUCGGGAACCGCCUGGGCCAGGUGCAGGUGCUGCUGGGUGUGGCCAAGUGCUGGGUGGCCAGGAAGGCGCUAGACAAGGCUCUGGACGUCAUUGAGAGAGCCCAGGACCUGGCUGAGGAGGUGGGAAACAAGCUGAGCCAGCUGAAGCUGCACUGCCUGAGCGAGAGCAUCUACCGCAGCAAGGGGCUGCAGCGGGAGCUGCGUGCCCACGUGGUGCGCUUCCACGAGUGCGUGGAGGAGACUGAGCUCUACUGCGGCCUGUGUGGGGAGUCCAUCGGCGAGAGGAACGCCCGGCUGCAGGCCCUGCCCUGCUCCCACAUCUUCCACCUCCGGUGCCUGCAGAACAACGGGACACGGAACUGCCCCAACUGCCGCCGCUCAUCCAUGAAGCCUGGCUUCGUGUGACUUUGUCAGCAGCCAUGGGCUCCCGCCGCACCCGCCCUGCUCCCGCUCCACCGUCACCCUGGAGACCCCCGACUGGCCGUGCCUAGGAUGCCUCUUUGCUCCUGGGAAAGCCGCCACGACCUAGAGCCUGACCACUGCUGUUCCUCAAGGCCCUGCGCUCCUCCCCACCUCUUUGUACUUUGCUCUUUAUAGAAAAAUAAACCGU